CCACCAUCAUCACCAUCACCAUCACCACCACCACCACCACCAUCACCACCAUCACCACCACCAUCAUCACCAUCACCAUCACCACCACCACCACCACCAUCACCAUCACCACCAUCACCAUCACCAUCACCACCACCACCAUCACCAUCACCAUCAUCACCAUCACCAUCACCACCACCACCACCACCAUCACCAUCACCACCAUCACCAUCACCAUCACCACCACCAUCACCACCAUCACCAUCACCACCACCACCACCACCAUCACCACCAUCACCACCACCAUCACCACCAUCACCACCACCAUCAUCACCAUCACCACCACCAUCACCACCACCACCACCACCAUCACCACCACCACCAUCACCAUCACCACCAUCACCAUCACCAUCACCACCACCAUCACCACCAUCACCAUCACCACCACCACCACCACCAUCACCAUCACCACCAUCACCAUCACCAUCACCACCAUCACCACCACCAUCACCACCAUCACCACCACCAUCAUCACCAUCACCAUCACCACCACCACCACCACCAUCACCAUCACCACCAUCACCAUCACCAUCACCACCACCAUCACCACCAUCACCAUCACCACCACCACCACCACCAUCACCAUCACCACCAUCACCAUCACCAUCACCACCAUCACCACCACCAUCACCACCAUCACCACCAUCACCAUCACCACCACCAUCACCACCAUCAUCAUCACCACCACCACCACCACCAUGACCACCACUACCACCAUCACCACCAUUACCACCAUCAUCACCAUCACCAUCACCACCACCACUACCACCAUCACCACCAUUACCACCAUCAUCAUCAUCACCACCAUCAUCACCACCAUCACCACCACCAUCACCAUCACCACCACCACCAUCACCACCACCAUCACCACCAUCACCACCACCAUCAUCACCAUCACCAUCACCACCACCACCACCACCAUCACCAUCACCACCAUCACCAUCACCAUCACCACCACCAUCACCACCAUCACCAUCACCACCACCACCACCACCAUCACCAUCACCACCAUCACCAUCACCAUCACCACCAUCACCACCACCAUCACCACCAUCACCACCAUCACCAUCACCACCACCA
Molecule: messenger RNA, 1119 nt
Organism: Bubalus bubalis (water buffalo)
Lineage: Eukaryota; Metazoa; Chordata; Mammalia; Artiodactyla; Bovidae
Product: vegetative cell wall protein gp1-like
Exons: 1
Source: RefSeq, a predicted model, not a curated record